GGACAAACAACAUCGGGAGAGACAAUAAGGACAGAUGAAGUGUGUGACAUAUAGCUGGACAUGCAGGCAUUAUUCAUAGGUUUGUGCCCAGUGCACCUGGCCAGUAAGCACACAGAGUCAGAACCCACGUGAAGGUCUUUUCAUUAAGUAAUUAUAUAAUUCUGCAGAAUCAGGUGCUUGGCGAUUUUUGCAAAGCAAGCACCCCUCUGACUUGAAGCACUGCUAUUUAUACACAUAAAUACACUCGUUAAUAUGUGAAACCAUCUCUCUGGAUACUUCUGAUCACCAAGAAGAGAACAGGAAAACCAGGACUCAUGUUUAUGGCGUUUGCACAUGCAGCUUCCCAUCCUCCAGCUGUUUCAAGCUCAGGUAUUUCCUGACCGUGUUUUCACAAAGAAUCACAGAAUUUCUAGGAUGGAAGAGACCUCAAGAUCAUCGAGUUUUGAGCAGCUCUAUCUGACUUCGUCCCGCACAAGCUUCCUGCUGCUCUCAGGCAGGAUGUGGGAGGUUGUUUUUGAUGUGCACAUGCUGUUUUCUAAGCACCAGCAGCAGGGCUUUACAAGGCGAGGGACUUUGGCCAUGGAUACCUGGCAAGUCUCUAGGGCUAAAUGCUUCCAGAACCAGGGAUAAGGAUGGAGGAGAGAUUCACAGCCCUCUGCUCGGAACCACCCCCAAUUUCCUUUCACAGGAGCUGCCCUUUAUCAGCCCUGAGAAGCCUUGCAGACACUGGGGAGGAGCUAUGCUCUCAGCUCCCAUAGCAGGAGGUGGCCCUGCCCAUUCUCUUGUUUCACUUUUGCCUUAGUUCAGAGCCUCCACUGCUCCACAGCCCUGCAGUUCUCCUGCAGCACGAUCAGAGGGAAGAUGGCAGCCAAGAAGGUGCAGAAGUCUCGCAAUCCUAAAUUGCAGUCUGACCUGGAAAGCCUGAUGGAAAAAAUAGAAGUCUGCCGCAGUGUGGGCGUGGAGAUCAUCAACAACACUAAAAAGGUGACACUGGAGGACUUCAGGAGUUACUGCUUCAGUGGCAACAUCCAGAUCCUUCCCCCCUUUGAAAUCGGCCCACAGUCCGUAGGAGUAUGCAUUUUUGCAAAGACACGAUACAGCCUGCGUGGGAGUGUGGGUGUCCUGGUCUGCAAGGCCAGCUCUUUCUCACUGGCCAUCAUGUUCUCCAACCCCUUCGACUACGUCCUUUACAGCAUCGAAUUCGCUCUGGAGCUCUUCAAAACAGAGAACCACAUGGUAAGACUCCAUGAAGUCUUCUCCCGUAUGAUGGAAAGAAAAUCUUACGACAGUUCCACACUCUUCCAGAGAGCUACACUAGCGUCAAACCAUGAAACCCUGGAGGUCUCCUCCGGGAAUAUUCGUGUCAGAGCCAGGAUGUCCAACAGUUCAAAAGCGAUCCUGAAAGUCCAGGUAGAUGAUAUAGAUCCCCCACCCUAUUCCUAAGACAUGUGAGUGAAGACACCUUUGCUGUCAAAAGCUUCCCUCGUGAGAUUUUCAUCAAGGAUGAAGGUAGAGAUCUCACUGUGCUGCCUCUUUGGUGAUCACAGGUGGUGACUGAUGAUAAAACUGGUGGGAGAUGGCACCACCAGCAGCCCGGUUGCUCUUAACUGUCCUACAGCUUCAAUGACUUUGCCAAUAAGCUAACAGCAGCUUGUAGAGUGCUAUCUCACGCUUAUGGGUGAUAACUAAUAAACAAUGCUCCAACCCUUGUA
Molecule: messenger RNA, 1712 nt
Organism: Anas platyrhynchos (mallard)
Lineage: Eukaryota; Metazoa; Chordata; Aves; Anseriformes; Anatidae
Source: RefSeq, a predicted model, not a curated record